AUGAAUCCGGGCCCCAGCCAUGUCCCACUGAUGCAAACGUUGAAGGGCCCCCCAGAUCUCGUGGGCAUAGGUGGCGUGGUCAGUGUGAACCAUCUGAGCCCCAUCAAUGGCCAUGACCAAAUGAGCAACAGCUCUCUGGUCUCUUCUCAGCUCUGCAGCUGCAGCAGCUACAACUCCGUCUGCUGCCCCUGCCGGGGCCUGUACAGGUGGGUUCUGCGUACAAGUCCAAAGGCCUUUAGCAGUUAACAAAACCUGCAUUUUCGUGGACCAGUCCACCCAGUUCUUCCCCGUCAGCCUUGGGAAGGCCACCAUAAAAUUUUCCUGAACCUCUGCCAUUUUUUUUUCUUUCUGGGGCUUGUGUUACUUACACGGCUGCUGCUCUCUCCAGCUUCCAGCUCUCAGUCAGUCUCAGUCAGUUUUAUUGCACAUAGCCAAAGGCUGCUGCAAUGUACACAGAAUUAUUUGACAAUUAAAAGAAAAUAUACUGAAUUGAUAAAAAAGACUUAAAACAUUUAUAUUAUUAAAACAUUACGUACUCUAAACAGAGCUAUAAAAGUAUCCCAAUGUACAAAUAAAAACAUUAAACAAUAAAAUUCAUAAGCUAAAAUCAUCACAUGGUCACUAAUAAUCAUCUCCUUUACAGUUAAUGGCUACCUUGGCUAUGCUCUAAUUUUCCUAGCAGCAGUUGCAAAAAGUGCUACACGCCAGGUCACAUACUUAUCUGUGUCUGCGAGGAGAUAUAAAAUCAUGUCAAAGGGGUUCUGGCCAGGGGACCCUGUCAUUAUAGGUACCAAAAAUCUUUUUCUUGCAUCAUUAUAUAAAGGACAGUGCAAGAUAUAAUGCAUAAGGUCCUCUACUUCAGAACAUCCCCUAAUGCAAACACAUUCGUUUUUGGUAUGCCUCUGUGUCUCCCAUCUCUAUAAGCAGAGCUUAUUGUAUUUAGUCGUAGCUCUGUAAAAGCUUUUCGAAGUUGUGCAAAGGUCAAUUCAUUAAAAUAAGAUAUGUGUUCAUUGGCCUCUCUAAGUUUAAAAUACAAUGGGGCGCAUGUAGAUGUGCACAUAGAGUUUAGAUCGUUUUUAGUUGCCACUGCCCUUAUGGUUCGUUUAAAGAUAUUUUUCUGGGAAUAUAAGGGAAGUUCUUUAAUCUCAGUCACUGAGAGGUCAUAUUUGCCCAUCAGUUGGGCAGCAUGAUGUACCCAGUUUUUAAGGGGUAAUCAAUUCGAGAGCUGUCAGGGAACUGCCAUCGGAGCCAGGGGGAGAGGGAGGGCUCCAGAGGGAUUCCGGAGAGCGUCCCGGGAGGGAGAGAAGCAGCACAUCUUCUGGGGAAGGAAAUCAGCGUAGCAACAGUGGAGAAGGGGGGCAGAUGGGGGAAUCGGCGAGGUGGCUCCAUGACUCUUCGCCGGGGACCAGCGGGGAGAGCAUGGGUCCUCCGCUGCCCACACCCUCCCUGCGCAGAAGGCUUCCGCGCAGGGAGACUAGGCGUCAAAGAACUUCUUUGCUGGAAGAAGUUCAAGAAACUGACGGAUUCUGCCAGUGAUUGAGACAGCCACGGGCGAGUGGCUGUCCGGACAGAAAAGGUUCACUCAGGCAACCCAGCCAGGUGGGGCGCCGAUUUACGCACGAGCAACCCCUAGAACCAUUACAAGAGCUCAAUCAGGCAUUUUUUUGGUAGCCUAGUGUUGUCCAUCUGUUGAACUCUAAACCAGUAGCAGAGAAUUCUUUUAUCUAUUUGGCUCUCUAUGCUCAACAUGCGAGUUUCCAACCUGACCAUGGCAGAUUGCACGUCUUUGGGUAAACCUAAAAGAACUCUUAAAAAAUAAUUCUGUGGGGGUUCCAAACCCGAGACCUUUGAGGUACCCCAAACCUCUGCACCAUAUAAAAUCUGGGCCAUUGUUUUUGCUUUAUACACAGAUAGAGCUGGGUUGACCAGAUUUCCACCAUUACAGGCAGCAAAUUUCAGAAUACCUUUUGCUGAUUUAAAGGCUUGCAAUUUAAUAUUGGAUAGCUGUGUAUUCCAAGAUGCCGUUUCUGAAUAAAUCAAUCCCAGAUAUUUAAACGUAUUUCUUGGUUUAUGAUGUGUUCAUCCAGGUGCCAAACAUGCUUUUUAGAACGCUUCCCAAAUACAAUGACCUGCGUCUUAUCAUAGUUUAUAGAUAAAGCAUUCCUUGUGCAAUAAGAACUUAAUUUUGCAAGCAGCCGUCUCAGGCCCACCUGGGUUCUAGAUACAAGUACCAGCUCUCAGCUCCCAGCUCUGGAAAAUGGCUUGCUUUCACCAGUGAGUUUCUACUGCUCUGUGCCUCCAGGCAUGGCACAAAACAGGCCUCUAGCCAGACUUUUAAGCUGCUGGCUGCAACAGACACACAGACCUCCCGUCCUGGCCAUCAAUCACCUCAGGACACGCUGCCAUUAACACGUUGCUAUCUUGGCCAUAACAUGUGUAGCAGGAGACACCCCCCCCUUCAUUACACUGUAAUGCACAAGCACCACACACACCUCCCACCUCCCUGAGCCUGGAGAUGCCCCUUCUAGAAGGGUAUCCCCUGAAAGCCUUCCGUAAAUAAGGAAGCGCUAACUUGACAGCUCUGCAUGGAACCCCUUUAUUUUGGUGCAUUUUCCCUGAGUAGACUGUGAAACUCUACCUCGCCCUAUUCUUAUAAUGGGUCGACCAGCUCUCCGAACUCGAGGUCAAUUGGCUGCCGCUUCAACCAAUCAGCGUUACCGAACAGCACCCGUUGUGGCGGCCACGCAGGUAUUGCAGGCAGCAGGCGCGCGCUUCUCUAUACUGUGACAGCCCUCAAAUACAAAGUUUCCGAGUUCAAUUGACCGUGACUGAUUUAAUCAAAAUGUUGCAACCGGCUUCUGGAAAAACGAAAGCGCUUUGAACUUCAAGGACAGUUUUCUUCAUAAAUUCACUAUAAAUCAGCAGUACAUCGGAUCUUCACCGGACCACUUUUAUUCUGCUUCAUAUCACAAGGACUAUCAAAGGGGGGUGACCUGAUACCAGUCAGCCAUAAUCCCUUGACUGAGCAGGCACGUACUCUACAGCCCUUCCCAGUUGACAUGGCAACCUUGAUAGUCAUCUUGAUGGGCUCAGACAGAAGACUAUCAAGGACACAACGAACUGCAUACACUAGUGGAUUAAACACGGACUAUGACAAAGGGACAGUGAUAGGAUUCCCCUCAGGGGGCAGGAAACUGCACCUAUCCCUUUGUCUUCUGAAAAUGACUCUUGGGGAGGGGGAGAAGGAGCUCCGGCCAGGUGUCAGGAUACUCAGAUUACCUAUGCAACCCCUCCCUGACUCCUCCUGUUUUUAAUGUAGUCAUGAUGUAGUUAUGAUGUAUUUCUAGGGGUGUAACACAGGGGAUUAGAAGCUAAUAAAAGUUGGGAGUCUUCCUUUGUUCUGGGCUUCCAUUUUGCUUCACCUUGUGGGCGGUGGGAGUCCUGUCGUGACAGUCUUUCUUCAAUAAAGACCAGGCCUACAGGCUGCUGAUUUGCUCCAAGUUACUCUGGUUGGUGUCUGCUUUUACCCAACGGAGCCCUCGGAAUUUCCGGUAACAGUUUUGGCGACCGUGCUCAGGGACACUUGGUUCUCCUGAGAAGGUGAGGAGGGAGAUAGAGGGGAUUGGGCGCCACUGGGCAACCUUGGCCUGGGGAUCAUUUUUUCCUCUCCCUGCCUCCUCUUUGCGGGCGGUAAUCAAUCAUCACCAAAAGCCCAGCCAGGGGGAACAAAGGCAAGGUCAAGCUGGCUAAAGAGAAAGGAUCCCGGGAUCCACGAGGGACAUCUAUGAAUGUGAGCAUGGUUUGAAGUAAAUACAUUGGGAGGGGGGUGGAAAGGUAACGUCUCCACGACAGCUGGGCUUUUCUUCUUUCUACCUCUGACGUCUCCCCUCGGAGUCAACCAGGAACGUCCUAAACUCUCUCUCUUCCUCUCCCCGAUUUCCCUCUCGGAGCCUGGCCGGGAAAUCGCAGAAACUUUUUGUUGUUCUUUUCUCUCUGAUGUCUCCCCUUAGAGUCGACCAGGAACGUCCUAAACUCUCUCUCUCUCUUCCUCUCCCCGAUUACCCUCUCGGAGCCUGGCCGGGGAAACCACGGGAACCCUCCUUAUAAUCCUUUUCUGACGUCUUCUUUCGGAGUCGCCCGGAAGCGUCCUGACAAAUCUCUCUCUCUCUCUCUCUCUCUCUCUCUGUCUCUCCUCUGUCCAUGCAAAUGAAGCCGCCCCUCCUGCUCGGCGACCCUUGUUGGGGAUGACCCGUGUACGUGAGAACGCAAGGUCAUUUGCUUCCUUUCAAAACUUUGCUUUCUCAGACCCCGAUCUGGCACUGCACUGUGCAGGCGUUCAGUAGGGAAUCCCGAACUUAGUCCCAAGGGCUAGGCAGGAGGCUGUCGUGGAUGAUAGAAAGGGAGGUUCACGAACCGGGGCCCCACACUAGGGCUAGUUUUGUAAGCAGCGCUGGGUAAAAAAAUUACGGAUCCGUGGUUUUCAGGCAGGUCGCCUGUGGUAGUUUGGGCUAGAGAGACCUGUGGUUUUCUGGUAGGCAGGGGUUGCCUUUAGUUAGAAGAAGAAGGAAAAGUCAAAUACUGAUAUCCUAUUCUUUUCUCUACCCCCCCUUCUUUGUCCCUUUCUUGUACUCUUUUUCCACCCCUAGCGUUGUAUAUUGAGCAACUCCUUGGCAUUAGACUGAAAUGGGAGCUCACGCUUCUAAACACUCAGACUGGACACCCCCCGGUGACCAGGCUUCUAUGAAGCCUCUUCGCCCUAGGGAGGACUCCGAUACUCCUCUUGAGUUCAUCCUUUUAAACUGGAAAGAACUAAGAGGAAGGAAGGGUCUCUCCAAGUCUAAACUGAGGGACCUUUGCAAUCUCUCGUGGGUAGCCUUCACCCACCAACUGGAGCCAGCAUCUCAAUGGCCACCUCAUGGCUCCUUUAAUCUCACAAAGAUGCAAGCACUUAGAACUUAUCUAGCGGACGAAAGGCCCCAACAACUUUAUUAUCUUAAUGCCUUCGUGGAAGCCCGCAAACUAUUUCACCGCAAACAAGCCCAAAUUGUCCGGCAGAUGGCCGUCUUAAAAACAACCGGACCUCCCCCAUAUGAUGAAAUUAAAGCCCAAGAAGAGCAACUGGAUAGAUCUCUUAUCCCUUUCUAUUACCCUGAGCCGAUGGCACCUCCACCGCCAAGACCAGGGGCCGGAGAUAGAGCAGGAGCAGGGGCUGGGACAAAUGCAAGACCUGGGGAAAACCUAACAAAUCCCGCCGCCGCCACCCCUUCACUCAAUACACCAGUCCCAUCGUCGCUCAACCUUCCCCAAGGCACAUGGGAAACAGGGGAGGACCAAACCGACCCAAAUAUGAGAGCGCCACUAAAUGAAGAUCUGUCUAAUGGGGAAAGAGACGGGCCGGUUUCCAGUAGAACACGGAACAGGGACAAUUUGGCUAACGGAGAGGUGGAGGGCGCUUUCCCCUCAGGGCACUCCCCAUACCCCCGACCAGGGCAGGAGACCCACCUCCCAUGGUAUUCACUCACCAGCCCUUUCUUACCGCGGACUUAAUGAACUGGUCGGACAAAAUGCCUUCUCUCCGGGACGACCCUGACAAAUGCCACCGUCAAGUGGCCACCAUCUUCUCCACCCACAACCCCACCUGGGCAGAUGUGCAUAUGCUACUUGGGGCCCUUUUUAAUGAGGCAGAAAAAGGAAAUACUGGUGAAAGUGGGGGAGGCUUUAACCCGGGUAGACUACCAACCAGGCCGUCCCGCUUCAAUGGCUCCACUUACCGCCCAGAACUUAAUUAACGACCCAGACUGGGACUACAAUACUGAUAACGGUAUCUGGGGCUUAAAGAUUUUUAAGAAAGCCAUCUUGGAUGGAAUAAAAGCUGCAGGACAGCGGACUGUGAAUUGGACGAACGUCCAAGCCGUCCCUUCAAGGACCAGAUGAACACCCCGCCGACUACUACACCCGGCUAGUAUCCGCGAUUAAAACUUGGGGUGGGAUUGACCCGGAGAGCCCACAGCACGAGGUCAUCGUUAAAGGGUUCUUUAAGGACCAGGCAACACCCGACAUACGGAAAGCAUUAAAUUCGCACCUAGGGUAUGACGGGAAAACAAUGAAUGAGAUUCUUUCCAUUGCAAAGUCCGUUUUCAACUCAAGGGAUGAAAGGAAGCGAAAAGAUCCAAAGCCUGAUUCCCCACGGGUACUAGCUUAUGCAAGUGGACUCCCUUCCAAAGAUAAGCCAAGAGGGAAAGGGCACGAGCACACUGGAGGCCCCCUCUGUUAUCACUGCAAUGAGCCGGGGGACAUGAAAAGAAACUGCCCCCUUCUUACCCGCACACAAGAUCAGGGAAUUAGGAGAAUGGACUAUAGGGAGUACAAACCCUUUAAAUCAGAAUACAGGGAACCAACCUACCCCAAACUCAAUGAUCCUACCACCCAGUAUGGAUCUUCUCAUUUUCAAAGUCAAGCACCACCUGCAAGGGGAUCUACUGCAACCCCUAUGGGACCCCCUCCUCUGCCACGACCAAGGAACCCACCUAACCAUACCAACAACCCUUUCAAUCACGCUAACCGACCAACCAACAUACCCUACAAGAUGGUGAUGGAAGAGUAUCAUGAAUAUUGACAAUCAGAAGCAGAUCCCGCCUCCUUUUCCUUUCUUUGCCCAGUCUUACAACUAUCCUCCUCUGACCCCAUCUGCACUAUGCAAAUCGAUGGACAAUCUUAUGACUGCCUCCUUGACACUGGGGCCACUUACUCCACCCUUACCAAUAGCCACUUGGCCCCGGGGGAAGAAACUAGGACUGUGAUGGGACUCAAUGGAAUCCCCCGGAACUGCCCCCUUUCCAAACCUGCAAAAGUCUCAGUCGGACCUCUAUUGGUCAAACAUACCUUCUUACUAACCUCUAGCCCCGUCAACCUCUUGGGGAGGGAUCUGCUCUGCAAACUGAACGCUACGAUCCAAUGUGGCCAGGAAGGAAUUUAUUUGCACAUGCCAAAUGACUCCAUUUUCAAUUUCCAAGGGAUUCUUCAGGAAGCUAACAGCAAAGCCAUUGAUCUUCCUCCCAAACUUCUCAAUAGUGUUCCCCCUUGGCUAUGGGGAACCGAAUCGACAUCAGUUGGACUCCUAAAGUCUGCAACCCCAGUAAAAGUAAACUAUAGGAAGGACCUACCGUUUCCUUGCACCAAGCAAUACCCCCUACCCCCGGAAGCAAUAGAGGGACUCACUCCAAUGAUUGACGAGUUCCUAAAGAUGGGAGUUCUAGUUCCUUGUGCCUCUCCGUGUAACACCCCUCUCCUUCCUGUCAAGAAGCCCAACACAAACCCCGUCAAAUGGCGCUUGGUGCAAGACCUCAGACUCGUCAAUUCUUUCGUUAUUCCCAGGCACGCUGUAGUCGCUAACCCCCACCACCUUUUGAGCACCAUUCCGGAGGGAACUGUAGUUUACUCCGUCAUCGACUUAUGUUCUGCCUUCUUUAGUAUCCCCGUGGACCCAGAGAGCCAAUUCCUCUUUGCUUUCACCUGGCAAACCGGUCAACUAACAUGGACCCGGUUGCCUCAAGGAUAUGUAGAAUCUCCGGCAAUCUUCUCUUCCAUAUUACAUCAAGACCUAUUAGAUGUGGCCCUUCCGGGAGGCUCCACCCUCAGGCUUUACGUUGAUGAUAUCUUGCUUUGUGGGCGGGACUUAGAAUCCUGCAGAUCAGACACUAUAGCUCUCCUGACGAUACUGGCACAUAAGGGACACAAAGUAUCCCCAAAAAAGAUACAGUACUGCCAAAAGGAAGUGAAAUACCUUGGCCACAUCCUGGGAGAAGGCACCCGUGCCCUAACCACAGAUAGGAUUGAGGCCAUAACUAAGCUACCCCUUCCUAAAACGAAAAGACAGCUCAGGGGCUUCAUCGGGAUGAGCCGAUUCUGUUGCGCCUGGAUCCCCCGGUACGGAGAAUUCACCCGUCCCCUUACUACAAUGACCCACGACAAUGCCCCAGACCAACUACAAUGGACUGCGGAGGCCCUUGAAGCAUUCGAAUCUAUCAAACGGGAGUUGAGAUCUUCACCUGCCCUCGGACUCCCUGACUAUAGGCUGCCUUUCUCUUUAUUCGUCCAUGAAAAUAAAGCGGUAGCGUCUGGUGUCCUCACACAACCCUUUCAGGGAAGGAAUAGGCCUGUCGCCUAUUACAGCCUCCAGUUGGACACUGCUGUAAUGGGGAACGUGGGGUGCCUUAGAGCGGUGGCAGCUGCAGCAUUACUCCUAGAAAAGGCGCAAGAGACUAUUUUGGGACAUGAUCUAACUGUAAACGUCCCUCAUGCCGUAGCUACCCUUCUCAGCUUACAAGGGUGCCAACGCUUCACUAUACAAAGGCUGAACAGGUACGAGGCUAUCCUCCUCAGUCCGUCCAAUGUCACCAUAAAAAGAGUAAACUCUCUCAACCCUGUGACUCUCUUACCCCUCCCCGACGAUGGAACCCCACAUCACGACUGUUCCCAAGUGGUUCGCCAUGCCGAAAAGCCAUGGGAAGACCUGGACUAUCUCCCCUUAGCGGACCCUGACCUCAUCUUGUAUACUGACGGAAGCUCGAAGGUAGUGGGAGGGGAACGGAAAAGCGGAUACGCUAUUGUCAGCGACAUCGACCUCUUAGAAGCACGCCCUGUCCAUGCCAAGUACAGUGCGCAGGCUGCUGAACUUAUUGCUCUCAUCCGAGCCUGCGAACUGGGGGCGGGACAAAGAAUUACCAUUUACACAGAUUCAAAAUAUUGCUUUGGGUUGGUUCACGCCACCGGACAGAUCUGGCUGCAAAGGGGCUUCUUGACAGCUGCAGGCACCCAAAUAGCCCAUGCGCCUCUAGUGGAACGUCUCAUGAAUUCCAUACAUCUCCCGGAAGCUAUAGCGGUAGUGCAUUGUAAAGCUCACACCAAAGGGAAAGACCUGAUCUCAGUAGGGAACCGUUGUGCUGAUCGCGUAGUGCAGGAAGCAGCCCUAUAGCCGCUAUCUGCAGACAAUGAAUUCCAGGGACCUCAGGUUCCUUCAGAUGUGGACUUUGAACAAAUGUACAAAACUGCAACCCCAGAGGAGAUAAAGGGAUAGGAGGAACAAGGAGCUCUCUUAGAAAAUGGCAUUUGGUAGCUUCCCGAUAAGAGACUCUUAAUGCCCAGACUCUGGGUACCCAAACACUUAAGGAUCUUACAUCAGUGUACCCACUGGGGAAGGGACAAGCUCAUAGACACGGUACAACGCUGUUGGUAUGCCUCAGGACUAGCUCUCGCUGCGAAAGCGACAGUGAGGAAUUGUCACACCUGCCAAACCUUUAAUCCUAAGCAUACCGCCAGAUGUCCACCAGGAGCCAGACCAUGGGCUUUCGUCCCAUUUGAGAGUCUACAAGUCGAUUUCAUAGACCUACCCCCUUGCCAGGGCUACAAACAUGCCCUUGUCAUCAUUGAUCAAUUGACCGGAUGGGUGGAAUGCUUCCCGACUCGCUAAGCUACUGCCCAAAUAGUCGCUAAAGUUCUACUGCAUGAAAUAAUACCACGAUUUGGGGUUCCAAGACACAUAGACAGCGACAGGGGCUCACACUUCACCUCCGACAUAGUGCAACAAGUAGCUAAAGCUCUAGGGGUUAAAUGGAAAUUACACACCCCAUAUCACCCCCCAUCCUCAGGGCAGGUUGAAAGAAUGAACCAGCAGCUUAAGUCUCAGCUGGGAAAACUCUGCAAAGAUUCUGGAAUCAAAUGGGUCAAUGCCCUCCCCUUGGUCCUACAUAAUCUCAGGGCAUGUCCCCGUGGGAACCUGAACUUAUCUCCUUAUGAAUUACUUUUUGGGAGACCCUCCCCCGUAUACAACACCCAAUUUCCCCCAUCAGAACUAGAAGUAGGUGAGUCUGAAUUAACCAAAUAUAUAAUACAGCUCCAGAAGCAACUGAUUGUUCUCCACAGAUACUGCGGCCGGGAGUCAAAACAUACCUCUAGACGAGAACAUCCAUCCGUUCCAACCAGGGGACUGGGUACUGGCAAAGACUUACCAGAAGGUACCCCUACAGCCCACCUGGGAAGGACCCUACCAGGUACUUCUAACUACCCCAACCUCUGUCAAGGUAGCAGAGAAGUCGGCCUGGCUACAUCAUACCCGCUGCAAACCUGCUUCUCCACCCGACUCCGCCACUGACAACGCGCCCUACUCUACUCCCCACAACCGGCAGGCGACGACACCGGCGCGAGGCGAACCAACAGACCGGACCAGAUCGGGGCACGCAUCGAGCCCAACAGCCCGGACCAGAUCGGGGCACGAAUCGGGCCCUACAGACCGGACCAGAUCGGGGCACGAAUCGGGCCCUACAGACCGGACCUGCUUCAACACCAACACCGACCCAUUGGACCUCUGAAAUCGUCACUACAACGGACAACCGGGAGCAACCCCCGAUCCGCCUCCAACUCCGUAAGGCACCGCUUCACGCCGUUUGACAGCUUGCCCUUUGACAGCUUCGCGUUUGACAGCUCGCCUUUUGACAGCUCGCCUUUUGACAGCUUGCCUUUUGACAGCUUGCCUUUUGACAGCUCCGCCUUUUGA
Podarcis lilfordi (Lilford's wall lizard) is the source of this 10552-nucleotide messenger RNA. The record is from the annotation of a GenBank genome assembly. Lineage: Eukaryota; Metazoa; Chordata; Lepidosauria; Squamata; Lacertidae.